CAGGGGGAAUUACAACCACUGACCAGCAGUUACCUCGACUUGUCAGAGUCUCAAGGAACCCACAGGGGAUGGCACUCCCCCAUGCUUUCCCCAUUUACCCCACCAUUUUGGUAUGCACGAGUCGCCAUUACAGGUCCCCAGGCCCCAGGGCCAGGAGUACUCGGGUCCCGCACAUCUCCAACUUCCUCUUCAACUCGCGUGCUUGUCCCAAAUGUCUCUUCAUCGUAGACGACCAUCAGGUACCUCGCAGCUUUGAGAAGCAACGUAGCUUUCCCCUUACCAGGUGUCUUGAGUUGAGGCGGCUCCCUCCUGUCCACACCCUCAGCAGUAACGACAACAACAGGACCAUCAAUAUAGGGAAAGGAAUUUUCCCCCGAACUGCCAGAUACAGAGACACAUCGAGCCUUACUUGUCUUGGAACAGGAUCAUCGUUGGACGGUGUUCUAGCCGGCCUUGCAACUGAAUCCCAUCGAGGGCCAGUCCAGCACUUCCAGCUCGGCCUCAUUAUCCCAUCUAAACGCAGGCAGGGAGUGUGUACCUUAGCUUGCCUCGCCUCGCCUCAAGUCAGGAACAUCGGCACAACCAAGACUUGCUUCUUUCGUUCGUUGACCACCGGGACCCAAGCUUUCCUUCCUGUGGCCCCAAGCAUCCAGUCAGCAAAGAGCAAACGUCUUCCUUGGGACCAACACCCCUGGCAAGACUCCAGAGACGUGCAGGAGCAUCUGAGAAACGGCAGCAAAGCCAAGCCGUAGCAGCAAUAGCAGCUGCGGUACCACGACCACCACGACCACAACCAUCAGCCAACGUCGAGCUUCUCCUCCUCAUCCUCCUCCUCCUUCCAGUCCCCGGCCCCAGCUCCUAGUCCCAUGGUAGACUCCUAGUCCCAGUCCCACGUCUGUGGUGGAACAAUUCGCCUUCCCCAACUUCCAUCAAUCUUUCCGUCUCAUCCACCAACGACAAGCAGCGGAUUGUCCAUUGCGAUUCGACUUCGCCGGCUUUGCCGUCCAAAGUCCACAACGAGUCUAUUCACACUCUAGACCCCGCCAUCCCAGCAAUAUCGCUCCUACCAAUUGUCCCGGUCUGGUCAGGGAUCUCCAACCUCUUGGUCUGGCC
Molecule: messenger RNA, 1113 nt
Organism: Colletotrichum godetiae
Lineage: Eukaryota; Fungi; Ascomycota; Sordariomycetes; Glomerellales; Glomerellaceae
Exons: 2
Coding region: 69-752 (227 amino acids)
Source: RefSeq, a predicted model, not a curated record